ACUGUGCGGGUUCCCGGAAGUCGCACCAUGGCGUCUCUCCGCGAAGCCACCCUGCGGAAAAUGCGGCUCUUUUCGGAGAUGAGAGGUAAACCGGUGGCACCUGGGAAAUUCUGGGAUGUAGUUGCCCUAACAGCAGCUGAUGAAAAGCAGGAACUUGCUUACAAGCAACAGCUGUCUGAGAAGCUGAAGAGGAAGGAAUUGCCCCUUGGAGUUCAGUACCAUGUUUUCACUGAUCCUGCAGGAACCAAAAUUGGAAAUGGAGGAUCAACAUUCUGUGCUCUUCAGUGUCUGGAAAGUCUCUAUGGAGAUAAGUGGAAGUCUCUCACAGUCCUGCUGAUUCACUCUGGUGGUUACAGUCAACGUCUUCCCAAUGCAAGUGCUUUAGGAAAAAUCUUCACAGCUUUGCCAGUUGGUGAGCCCGUUUAUCAGAUGUUAGAGCUGAAACUAGCCAUGUACGUGGAUUUUCCCGCAUGCAUGAAGCCUGGAGUUUUGGUCACCUGUGCCGAUGAUAUUGAGCUGUACAGUAUUGGGGACUCAGAGUCCAUUGCGUUUGACAGGCCUGGCUUUACUGCCUUAGCCCAUCCGUCUAGUCUGGCUGUUGGCACCACACAUGGAGUAUUUGUCUUGGACUCUGCCAGUUCCUCACAACAUGGUGAUCUCGAGUACAGACAGUGUCACUGUUUCCUCCAUAAACCCAGCAUUGAAGACAUGUACCACUUUAACGCUGUGCAUAGACAAGGAAGCGUUGGUCAACAGGACUUGGCUGGGGGCGACACUGCCUGUCUUCCAUUGCACUCUGAGUAUGUCUACACAGAUAGCCUAUUUUACAUGGAUCAUGAAUCAGCCAAAAAGCUACUUGAUUUUUAUGAAAGUGUAGGCCCACUCAAGUGUGAAAUAGAUGCCUAUGGUGACUUCCUGCAGGCACUGGGACCUGGAGCGACUGCAGAGUACACCAGGAACACGGCACAUGUCACUAAAGAAGAGUCCCAGUUGUUGGACAUGAGGCAGAAAAUAUUCCACCUCCUUAAGGGAACACCACUGAAUGUUGUUGUUCUUAAUAACUCCAAAUUUUAUCACAUUGGAACAACGGAAGAAUAUCUGCUUCAUUUCACUUCUGAUAGUACAUUAAGGUCAGAGCUGGGCUUGCAAUCUGUAGCUUUCAGUGUCUUUUCAAAUGUCCCUGAAUGCUCCCAUGAGACACCCUGUGUCAUUCACAGUGUACUGGACUCAGGAUGCCAUGUGGCCCCUGGGUCAGUUGUAGAGUAUUCCAGGCUGGGAGCUGAGGUUUCCAUCGGGGAAAACUGCAUUAUUAGCGGCUCCGUCAUAGCAAACACUGUCCUGCCGCCACAUUCUUUCCUUUGUUCUUUAAGUGUGGAGAUGAGUGGACACGUAGAGUAUUCAACCAUGGUGUUUGGCAUGCAAGACAACUUGAAAAAAAGUGUUAAAACCAUAUCAGAUAUAAAGACUCUUCAGUUCUUCGGAGUCUGCUUUAUGUCCUGCUUAGAUAUUUGGAACCUUGACGCUACAGAGGAACUCUUUUCUGGAAGUCAGACACACCUGAGCCUGUGGACUGCUCGGAUCUUCCCUGUCUGCUCCUCUCUGAGUGAGUCGGUUGCCGCAUCCAUCGGGAUGUUACGUGCUGUACAGAGCCGCUCGCCGUUCAACCUGCGCAGCUUCAAGCUGCUGUCCAUCCAGGAAAUGCUGCUCUGCAAAGAUGUACGGGACAUGCUGGCUUACAGGGAACAAAUCUUUCUAGAAAUUAGUGCAAAUAAAAGACAGUCUGAUUCGGGAAAAUCUUAAAUACAAUGUAUUUUUCCUGUGAACAGGAUUGCAAAUGCAGGCAUUUUCUAUAGACCUCUGACCGACCUUCCUUCCUUCCUUCCUUCCUUCCUUCCUUCCUUCCUUCCUUCCUUCCUUCC
Microtus ochrogaster (prairie vole) is the source of this 1919-nucleotide messenger RNA. RefSeq names its product fucose-1-phosphate guanylyltransferase (gene Fpgt). The record is from RefSeq and is a predicted model, not a curated record. Gene Ontology annotation, molecular function: transferase activity, transferring phosphorus-containing groups. NCBI's taxonomy places the organism in Eukaryota, Metazoa, Chordata, Mammalia, Rodentia, Cricetidae.